This is a messenger RNA of Zophobas morio, 2919 nucleotides long. Its product is annotated as patj homolog. Bases 256 to 2229 code for a protein of 657 amino acids. The record is from RefSeq and is a predicted model, not a curated record. The transcript has 4 exons. Gene Ontology annotation, molecular function: protein binding. NCBI's taxonomy places the organism in Eukaryota, Metazoa, Arthropoda, Insecta, Coleoptera, Tenebrionidae.
CGCUGAACGCUCCUCAGUUGACACUCCUCAGCUGUCAGUCGCGCCAUGGCCGCCUCUGUCUAACCACAACAAAGUCCGGUGGAGUCUCCAGCAUGUCUCACGUCCGCGAUUCCCGCAGCACCGUGAUCGGCGUUAUCAGCGCGUCAGCGUCGCGCCUCCGCAGCCGCCCCUCCCGAACAUAACCUCACUCUCCGUCAUUCGCGCAGCGCCAAGUUCAAAGCCGUCUUUCUGAAGAGAUGCAGCAGCGAAGGCAUCAUGGUGUUGAGCACGGAAUGGUCGCAAGUUGAGAUAAUCGAUUUGGUGAACGAUGGCUCGGGCUUGGGGUUCGGGAUCGUGGGAGGGCGCAGCACCGGGGUCGUCAUAAAGAGCAUCCUGCCCGGAGGGAUAGCGGACAAGGAUAGCAGGCUCCAGAGCGGCGACCACAUCCUGCAGAUCGGGGACGUCAACCUCAGGGGGCUCGCUGCUGAUCAAGUUGCCACCGUACUGAGGCAGGCUGGGGCACAGGUCAGAAUGGUGGUUGCCCGUCCCGUCGAGCCCUCGUCUUCGGACUUCCAGAACUUCGGCUGCUCGGCACCGAUAGUCCCGACUAAGAUCCUCACCGACCCCGAGGAGCUCGACCGCCAACUCCAGCAGAACGGCUACGCCUCCUUUUACACGUACAACGACCGCACAAUCUGCGACGACCUCGACCAGACCGACCUCAACUCGGACGCCAAUCCCCUUACCUACAACUCGCUGGACGUCGCCGUCAACAAUAACAACAACAACACCAACGACUACUCGCCGGUUAAUGAUGGCCAUGUCGUGAUCAUACCCGCGGAUAUCGAGUACACCCUGCCGGAGACGGACCGCUUCACCGUAGAGCUGAACAAGAACGAGUACGGGUUGGGAAUUACGAUAGCUGGGUACGUGUGCGAGAGGGAAGACCUGAGCGGUAUUUUCGUGAAGAGUUUAAACGAAGGCAGUGAAGCUUACAAGUGCGGAAAGAUAAACAUUAACGACCGAAUCGUGGAAGUUGACGGACAAUCUCUUCACGGUUUUACGAAUUAUGAAGCUGUAGAGAAGAUUAAGCAAACUGGGGGGAAGGUCGUGCUGACUUUCGAGAGGUACUUAAGAGGGCCGAAGUUCGAGCAGCUGAAGGAGGCGCUCGCGACGCAGGAACAAAAGGACUUAAGUCCGCCGUCGCCCUCGCAGACGACGCUCAGCUGGAUCCCGAUCGAGGCGUCAGAGAGCCAGAUCGAGCCCGAGGGCGAGUCAGUCCUCAGCGUCAACAGCGAGAUCUACGAGCAAAACCCCGAAAACAAGGAAAUCUUCAUCGAAGAGAACUUUGAAGCCAACCCCGCCGACGACCUCGAAACCGCGACAAAGAAAAAGUGGGAGGUCAUCGUGGGGGACGAUGUCGAAAUCGUCGUCGCCAACUUAACCAAACUCAAGGGUCUGGGCAUAAGCUUGGAGGGCACCGUCGACGUCGAAGGAGGCGUGGAGCUGCGCCCCCACCACUACAUCCGCUCGAUCCUGCCCGAGGGCCCCGUGGGCCUCAACGGGAAAUUGUCUUCCGGCGACGAACUGCUGGAGGUGAACGGGCAGAAACUCCUCGGGAUCAAGCACGUGGACGUGGUGAAGAUCCUUCGGGAGCUCCCGAACACCGUGCGCCUCGUCUGCGCCCGCAAGAGCGAGAGCGGCGAGAACCGGGUCAUCAACACCUCGCAGGAUAGGGCCGCGUUCGAGGCCAGGAAUAUCCUGGGGGGCAGUUUGAAGAACUUGCUUCCGCAGCCGGAGCAGCGGCUGCUCAAGGCGCUGAGUGACACGAGUUUGAACACGUCGAGUACUGUGACCGUCACGAGUGAGCCGAGUUUGCAGAAGGCCAAGUCGCGGUCUCUGGAGGUUACGAAUUUGGCCAUGUGGUCGGACGAGGUGGAGUUUAUAGAACUGAUCAAAACGGAUCGGGGGCUGGGGUUCUCGAUACUGGACUACCAGGACCCGCUGGACCCGAAGGGCACGGUUAUCGUAGUGCGCAGUUUGGUGCCCAACGGAGCCGCUGAACACGAUGGCCGCAUCACACCUGGUGAUCGCCUCAUCAGCGUCGACGGUAGGGUCAUCAAGAACGUGACACUAGACCAGGCGGUCCAGGCCCUCAAAGGUACCCUCCCUGGCCCGGUCAAGCUGGGCAUCUCCAAACCCUUGCCUAGUUCCAGAGCCAGCGAGAACCCCAGCACCGUAGGCUCCUAAAUCACGAAAAAGUGUAUAUAACAUAUUUUAGUACUUGGAUUUUGGAUAAGCACAAUCACUGCUGCCUUUUUGAAUAUUUUUCCGUAGAUAAGUCAAUAAAUAGGUGAUUAGAACGAAUUUAUAAGCUGUAAGGCUUCAAGGGCACAAAUCCGUAUGUAUUUUAUAUGCAUAUCAGCGAGGUCACGAAGGGCGGGAAUCUGCGGAGGCGUGACCUAAUCGGACACGCCCACUUGCGAUUCCGGCCACUUCCGGGUUUUAAUGCUCUAGUCGCUAGAUUAAGGGAUUCUAGUGAUAUAGACGGUUGUAUACAGGUUCUCGUGUUCGGUCACUAGUGCUUCAUCGGUUUCCUUCUAAGAGCUGGUUCUUCCAUAAAUCAAUACGUAACAAGGAAUUCUAUGCACAAUACUGGUUGACGAAUCAGGAAUUGACACUCGAUGUUUUACGUACACCCUGUAUAUAAUUACGUGUGGUGUUAUAUGUUGCAUUUAUUCUUGUCAGAGGCGAGUUGUCUCAAACUGUCUACUACUCAUUUAAAAUUAUUUAGUUAGUCGCUCGAGGAUUGGUCACUUUUCAAAAAGACCGAGUUUGAGACGACUCGACUCGUCUCCUAUGUCCGUGCCAUAUAUGUUGUGAUUUUUGUUUGGUUGUGUUUGUAAGACUGAUUUAACAAACAUGGAGGUCAAUAUUUAA